Messenger RNA from Manis javanica (Malayan pangolin), 2676 nucleotides. Lineage: Eukaryota; Metazoa; Chordata; Mammalia; Pholidota; Manidae. The record is from RefSeq and is a predicted model, not a curated record.
AUGAGCGACUGGGUAAUGAUAGAUAAGAGAGGAGGUCUGAAGAUGGAGACCUGGAACUUUCCAGUUGUUAAGAGUCAGGAGGAGGAGGAAGAUAUAGCAACAGAAACUGAAAAAGAACACUCGUGUGAUCAGAGGAAAACCAAGAAAAAGUGUUAUACUGGAAGCCAAGUGAAGAAAAUGUUUGAACAAUCCUGGCGGAGUCAUAAGAAUCUUGUCAUAAUCGAGGUUCUCCUAGACAACGCUGAGCAGGCUGAAGGAAUUGCGUCAGAGACCCACAUGAAGAGUUUGAGGUGUCAAUGUAGGGAGGGGAUCGUGAAGUGGAAGCGAGAAGUAGUGGGACUCCAGGCGAACCCUGCUGACCUCGGGAACCGCCGAUGUCCUCAUGACCACUACUUUGCUUCCACUUUCGUUCGAUUUUUCUCAAACCGCCCCCUCAGCCACGUCACUGUUGCCGUAACAGUAGCCUCAACUGUUCACCUUCCCUGCCCGUGCAAAGCACACAGUGACCAGCGCUGGAGAGAAGCAGCCAGAGGGGGUGCGAUGGCGGACAAGCGGCACCAUGAAACAGUCUACACAAUCAAUGAGGACCAAGAAUGGAACGAACUAGGCACUGGCAACAUCUCAGCCACAUUCAUGGACAGGUCUCAGGCCAUGACUCUGCUAGUCCUAUCAGAGUCUAGCAGCUCAGUGGUCUUGUUGUCAAGGCUAAAUCCAAACACUCUUUAUCAGAAAAAAAAAUGGGGGAGGUUAAUUGUUUGGUCUGAAGUUGAGAACCAUACAAUUUCGUUAAGUUUCCAAGACCCAGAAGUUUGUGGCAAGAUCUGGGAAGACAUUUGCUGGGUUCAAGGUAAAGAUCCAUCUGUGGACAUUAUACACAGUCAUGAAGUGACAGGAGCUGGGAAUUUUGUUCCACUGCAUACCUGUGAACUCGAGCAACUUGAACUGUUUGCUGACUUAGUUACCUCAGCUCUCUCUUUACCUGCCUGUAUAGAAAGGCUGGUUCUGGUCUUGAAAAAUGCAAGCUGUAUGAGAAGAUUACUACAAAUGUUCCAUACUUGUGAGAACCUACAGGAUAUUGAAGACUUGCACCAUUUGUAUGAUAUUUUUAAAGGAAUCUUACUCUUUAACAAGACAUCUCUGUUUGAGAUCAUGGUUUCUGAUGAGUGUAUCAGGGAUGUGGUGGGAUGCCUUGAAUAUGACCCUGCUUUGGUUCAGCCAAACAAGCACAGGGAAUUUUUGACCCAAAAUGCAAAGUUCAAGAAAGUUGUGCCUAUAAGAGACUCUGAACUUAGACAAAAAAUACGUCAGACAUACAGGAUACAGUACAUCUAUGACAUUCUUUCGCCUGUACCAUCAGUGUUUGGCAGGAAGUUAUUUUCUAAUCUUAGAAAGUUUAUUUUCUUCAACCAAUUUGAGAUUGUUAGCAUGCUACAGGAAGAUGGCAGCCUUUUGUCUGAAGUCUUCACACAGUUAAAGGAUGAAACUACAGAUGAUGGUAAACGGUGUGAACUGCUGUUUUUUUUCAAGGAAUUCUGUGCAUUUACUCGUACAUUACAUCGUCAAAGGAAGGAAGCACUAUUUGAAACAUUGACACAAUUGGGACCUGCUCUUAAAGUUGUAAUGAACGUGGAUGCUGCUACUGAGAUAUUUUCUUAUCUGGUGGAGAAUUUUCCAUCCAUGAUCCAAGAAUUUAUAAUGAAGGAAGCCCAGCAGAGUAAAGAUUGUAAUCAUUUCAUUAAUGUAGUAAUCAAACAAAUGAUCUGCAAUACUGAUCCUGAGCUAGAAGGUGCUGUUCAUAUAAUGGAACUUCUUCGUGCUCUUCUUGAUCCUGACAACAUGCUGACAACACCUGAUACAUACGAAACAUGUGAAUUUCUAAGUUUCUUUUAUGAACAUUGUAUGCAUAACUUAACAGCACCUUUUUUUGCCAUCACCUCAAAAGAUAAAAGUGAAGAGAAUGGUGUAGCUGGAGCUGACGAAAACAAUUUCCUUAUUUUGGGUGCUGUUCACUUUAUGAGAAGGAUGAUUGGCCUUAAUGAUGAACUUUACAAUUAUUACAUCAUCAAGGGAAAUCUUUUUGAGCCCUUUGUAAAUGCCUUUCUGCAUAAUGGAACUCGGUACAGUAUGUUGAAUUCAGCUAUUAUUGAGCUGUUUGAAUACAUAAGAGUGAAGAAUAUCAAGUCUCUGGUUACAUACAUAGUAAAAAAUUAUAGUGCACUUGGCUCAAUUAAAUAUGUUCAAACGUUCAAAAGAUUAAAGAUUAAAUAUGAUCAAGCAGAAGGCCAGAAGAAUAAAAAAUGGAAGAACUCACAUCCUACACUGCACAGUGAAAUGUUUCACACAGGUGCUAGAGUUUUGGGGAAGAAGGAAGAAAUGCAUUUUAAAGAAAAUACAGAGGAAGAAGCAGCAGUUACACCAGCCUUGGAAGGUGAUUUCCAAGAUUGUUACGAUAAAUUGAUGGAGACUGAAAAAACAAAAGGAAAUGAAGACAAGGUACAUCAUUGUAAAAGAACAUCUUACGGUAGCUUCAAAGUUACUUCACCCCAUUCAGCCAGUGCUGCUAGUGGAACAAGUAGCCCAAACAGUGCUAGCUCAGUUGGUGUUGUGGAUUACUCUGAUGAAGAAGAAGAAAAGGAAGAUGACACAUCUUCCAGGAAAAGACCACAUCUUACUUAG